This is a messenger RNA of Pangasianodon hypophthalmus (striped catfish), 1242 nucleotides long. It is a transcript of the gene sh3bgrl2, whose product is annotated as SH3 domain binding glutamate-rich protein like 2. Lineage: Eukaryota; Metazoa; Chordata; Actinopteri; Siluriformes; Pangasiidae. Gene Ontology annotation, cellular component: cytoplasm. The record is from RefSeq and is a predicted model, not a curated record. The coding region runs from base 133 to 432 and encodes 99 amino acids. The transcript has 4 exons.
UCAGUUGAAAGCCACUCCAGACACGCGCACAGGCACCCAGACACACACACACACACACACGCACACGCACGCACGCAGAGCGGGAGAGCGCGAGCCGGAGUGCGUGUGAGCGCGCGGAGCAGGGGCAUUAGGAUGGUGAUCAGGCUGUACGUCGCCUCCUCGUCCGGCUCUCUGGCGGUAAAAAAGCGUCAGCAGGAGGUCGUAGGCUUCCUGGAGGCAAACCGGAUCAGUUUUGAGGAGGUGGACAUCACCAUGCUGGAGGACCAGAGACUCUGGAUGUACAAGAACAUUCCAGAAGAGAAACGACCCGAGAAGGGCAACCCGCUCCCCCCUCAGAUCUUUAAUGGAAUGGUCUACUGCGGGGAUUAUGAAGACUUCUUCCUGGCUAAAGAAGCCAACACAGUGUUUUCUUUUCUUGGCCUCAACUCUUAAGCCUCAGGGAAGGAUGCUGAAUCUGAGGGUGUGUGAAUCGCACUCCAGCGCUGAAGCACCGUGGAGCUUCACGAUUUGUGAUUAUUCUCUCUUCAUGAGAGGAUGAAGCCGUCACUGCCAGCUAUGCAUCUGCCAAUUACGCAAACCUCCUCACCUUCAAAGAGACUUCUGCAUACACAAAUACACACAUUUAGACUAAUGAGACAGCGAUGCCAAUUAGUCCAGUGUUUGUGUUGUUGCAUGAAAUGUCUUAUAUAGCAUUCGCACUGACACAGCUUGUGUAAUGUGUGUAUCACUGUGGGUUUUUUUAAUCUAUGACAAUCACUGUAUGUAUUUGUAUGUAUCGCUAUACAAUAUGUGAGAUUGUACUGUAUGUUUGUGAUGUUUUAUGUGUUCUCUAUGUGCGAGUGAUUCUGUUGGAGCAAAUGUCAGCAGUACAAUAAAAAAAAUUGGACAUUGAAUGAAAAGUGGAUGAACCAAACAGGGAGAGUUGAGGCAAAUAAGGAAAUAUGUUUGGCUCCAGGUGUCGUGUUGUCCUUAUAAAAGCUUUGAUAUCCAUUUGAGAUCAGGCCAGAACUCAUGAUCUCAUCAUCCAAUACAGGAAACACAAGCAAAAAUCUCACUAGUCUGUAUUUCCCCUGUCUACACCCAUGCUACAUGUGACCACACUGAAAGAAGCACACUAUAAUCUUUAUUAUUAAUUUCCAAUGUUGGAAAUUGUAAAGUUGUAGCUUUAACUCUGACUGUUACAAAACGCUGACACUGGAGACUCCUUCCAAAAAAUAUUCAAUAAACCUCUCCUCACAUAAA